Morone saxatilis (striped sea-bass) is the source of this 1449-nucleotide messenger RNA. RefSeq names its product methyltransferase like 4 (gene mettl4). Gene Ontology annotation, molecular function: nucleic acid binding; RNA methyltransferase activity; site-specific DNA-methyltransferase (adenine-specific) activity. Gene Ontology annotation, cellular component: RNA N6-methyladenosine methyltransferase complex; nucleus; cytosol. Lineage: Eukaryota; Metazoa; Chordata; Actinopteri; Moronidae. The record is from RefSeq and is a predicted model, not a curated record.
UCAUAACAAGAAGGCUUUUCACACGCUCCCUACUUUCGGUAUCGUUUUCAGGGAAACCCGACUGCAUGGACCCGGACUCGAUGCUGCUGUUGGGCGGGGACUUAUCCUGAAUGAUCCCGGAUUAGUUUCACAAUGUCGGUGGUGGUUCAGGACAACCAGGGCUGGGUUUUGGAUUCGCGCUCACUCAUCGAUGAGUUUUAUUCGCGUUGCGUCCGAUUUAAGGACGCGCACAAGUCAUUUGUUAAGUGUCGUUUUAAAAAGCAGUGCUUUCAGAUUUUACAGAGCCAUUAUAAUGUGAGUGCCGGUGCUGCUGCGGAUGGAGGGAACACCGAUGUGUUGCAGAAAAAAGACAAACCGGGGAAGAAAAGGAAACGAAAACACAGUGAACUCAACCAGGGGGAAGUGGAUUCACAGGUCUUCCAUGAGAAGAUCAGGUCUGUGAUUCUGGAGGGAACCAACUCCUUGGUGGGUUCUGCCCGAUCCCUCGGAUACCUAAAUGGAGAGACAAACGCUGUGAAAGAGCCUCUUCCUUGCCAGGAGUGCAGCCUUGCCGCUCUUUGUGAAAUGGCUAAAGAGCUUCCUCUAGUGGACGAGGAGGAGCAGGAGGAGUGCGUCCAGCUACUUGUUGCUGAAGAUGGCUGCACAUCACAUGUUGACUUAUUCUCUCGGGUAACAGAGAGCAGGUCGGACCAGGCUACAGUGGUUACACUGAUGGGAGAGGAAUAUGUCAUUCCACCAGACACAGCCUUCCUGCUCUCUGAUUUUACAAGAAUACAACCUCUAGUCCACUAUGGAAGAACAUUUGACUUAAUAGUCAUGGAUCCGCCGUGGGAAAACAAGUCUGUGAAAAGGAGUCGCAGAUACAGUUCUUUGCCCUCAACCCAGCUGAAACGGCUUCCUAUACCUCUACUGGCGUCUCCAAACUGUUUAGUGGUCACCUGGGUCACAAACCGGCCGAGCCACCUGCGUUUUGUCCGUGAUGAGCUGUAUCCGCACUGGGGGGUUGAAGUUGUGGCUGAAUGGUUCUGGGUCAAGGUCACCACAUCUGGACAGUUUGUGUUUCCACUAGAUUCACAUCAUAAGAAGCCAUAUGAAGUGCUGGUACUGGGCCGAUAUCGCUCCUCUGCAGAUAAAUCCACAAGCUCUUCAGAGACGUCAGAGGUUCCUGUGGAGGAUCAGCGUUUGAUUGUCAGCAUCCCAUCAGCCCUCCACUCCCAGAAGCCUUCACUCUCAGAGGUAUUGAAGCCCCACGUCAGAGCUGAAGCCAAGUGCUUGGAGCUGUUUGCCCGAAGUCUUCAACCUGGAUGGACCAGCUGGGGCAACGAAGUGCUAAAAUUUCAGCACACAAGCUAUUUCACUUUGACCCCAACAGACGAUCGAGGCGACAAGACCGCAGAUGACUGCACGGAUACACUCACACCAGCGUCAAGCUCACCUGGAGAAUCCUCU